AUGGUAAAAACAAAUCCAUUCGUAUCCAGUCAAGCACGCAAGGUGAGGAAGUCAUACUUCAACGCUAAAAAGGACGCCAAGCACGUAGCCAUGUCAGCUCCUCUUUCCAAGGAGUUGCAAGAGGCGAACGGCAUCAAGCGCCUUCCAAUUCGUCGUGAUGAUGAAGUCAUGAUUUUCUCAGGACGUAUGCAGAAUCGCACAGGAAAGGUUACAGCUGUUAAACUUUCCGAGAUGCGCAUUUAUGUUGAUACGUUCACAACAGAGAAGAUAAACGGACAAGCCGUUUCCUUCCCUGUUCAUCCAUCUAACGUUGUAAUCACGAAACUGAAGAUGGAUAAGGCUCGUAAAAACCUUAUCGAGCUUCGUCGACUAGGCCGCGACCAAAUCCUUGCAAAACUUGGCCACAAGAAGCAAUAA
Messenger RNA from Trichomonas vaginalis G3, 417 nucleotides. RefSeq names its product regulation of translation involved in cellular response to UV. The coding region runs from base 1 to 417 and encodes 138 amino acids. The transcript has a single exon. NCBI's taxonomy places the organism in Eukaryota, Parabasalia, Trichomonadida, Trichomonadidae. The record is from RefSeq and is a predicted model, not a curated record. Gene Ontology annotation, cellular component: cytosolic large ribosomal subunit. Gene Ontology annotation, biological process: cytoplasmic translation; ribosomal large subunit biogenesis. Gene Ontology annotation, molecular function: structural constituent of ribosome; RNA binding.